AUGGGCGAGAUGGGUCGUCCGCAUAGCCGCGAGAUGCCCGACUUGACUGCUAGCCAGCCUCACGGCAAGCUGCCGGCGGAGCUGCGGGCGCUGGUGGACUUUCUGGAUACUGAUGGACGGCCGACUGCUGUGUGGGAGGAUAUCAACGGACCGCUGCGGAUAUGUGGUGGACAGAAGCUGGUGUACGAGAACGCUGCGUUUAAGAGUCUGGGGCUUGGGGAACGGUAUAUCAGGCAGCUUGUGAAAGACAUCGAGGGACACGGGAAGCUUUUCGCAGGUCAGGAUGUCAGAGGCAGAUGUGAGAAGAGAGGACAGAGCAUUGUUGAUGUGCGGUCGUGGAGAAUCACGCCAGUUGCUAAGCAUUGGAAAGCACUGAUAUACGAGGGCGAGGUUCCCAAUGGGUCUCAUGGCGGGAGUCCGGCAAAGUCUGAGAACGGUACCAAUGGCCAUGGAUACGAGAACAUGAGACAUGAUCCUCAAGACUGGACACGAUUUCCUGUGGACGGUCUCAGUCAGUGGGUCGAGUAUGUCCGUACCUUCGACUGGGCGUCGACGGCUAUUGGGCCAAUGGAGCACUGGUCGGAUCUCCUUCGAAGCUGCGCUCUGCACGUAAUGGCCCACCCGCAUGCGAGGCUUGUUGUAUGGGGCGAACAGAGGACAGUCAUUUACAACGAAGCGUGCAUUCCGCUGGUUGGACAGCGACAUCCUGCGUGCCUGGGACAGCCUGUUGCUGAAGCAUGGGCCGAGCUGUGGACGGAAAUAUGUCCUAUGGUUGAGCAGUCGUUCAACGGAAAGACUCUCAAGCUGGAGCAACUGCCUCUCCUUACAAGAAGGAAUGGCGCGCCGGAAGAGACGUACUGGGACGCCGUUGCGCUUCCGGUAGUUGGAGAAGGUGGCAAGAUCUUCGGCCAAUUCCUGGAGCUCACUGAGAUGACUCGAGCGGUGACUGGCAUCCGGCGACGGAAUAUGGUCGUCAAGAUCCGGCAGAAGAUCAACACUGCAGAAACAUUGCCAGAGCUUUGGUCUUGCUUCCUGAAUGGCUUGGAAGAAGUAUCGGAAGACGUUCCCUUCGCUCUGGUCUACGCGGCCAGCGAUCUUCCGGCAGCAGACGCUUCCGGCGUCUCUCAACCAGAUCCGCAGUGCUCUGGCGCUCGACUCGCUGGUACCGUAGGCCUUGCCGCCGAUCACCCAGAGAUACUUGAAUCGUUCAAUCUGGUAGGUGCAACGACUCCACAGUUUACACUGACAACGCAUUGCCUGAACGCUUGGAAGACUCGGAAGUCCAUCACGAUCAAGUACGAUGACGGCACUCUGCCAGACUAUCUGUCAGCUCCCACUGCUGGCCGGAAGAUCACUGACCGUGUACAAACCGCCGUGGUCUCCCCCAUCACUUCACUGGGGGGUAACGACGUCCUUGGUGUGCUGGUACUCGGCUUCAAUCCUCGACAGCUUUUCAACGAAGAGUACAGGAUGUUCGGAUCAUUCCUCAGCGACUUCCUGUGCCAAGCGGCGUCUUUGAUCUCUCUGCCGCAAGAGCAGAGGAGAGCGCAGAGGUUGGCCGACGAAAUGAACACCACGCUCGCUCAACAACUACGCCUCAUCACGCUGCAAGCGGAGCGACAAGAAGCAAAAUUCGCGAGAAUGGCCAAUGAAGCACCAACAGGAGUUUUCGUAUUUGACCCUGACGGACGACUGCUGUACGCAAACGAUGCGUACCUGAGAGUGCUAGGUGAGACCCGGGAAAGCCAGGCAUCGCGAAGCCCGCACACAUUGGCCUGGCAAGAACACAUCCAUCCAGAUGAUAUGGAGCAUUUCUCCGACAUCUGGGAACGUGGGGUCCAGCAGAAGAUGCCUUUCACUAUUGAGCAUCGCUUGAAGAAGCCGUGGAUUGCCACUGAGUCUGGGCAGGAAGUCAGUGGUGAGACGUGGCUGCUUGCCAACGCCUUUCCGGACGUGGGACCCGAUGGCAAGAUCACGUCUGUCCAGGGGUGGUUGACCGAUAUCAGUCACCGGAAGUUUACAGACGGGCUCGUGGCGAGGAAGCUAGAAGAUGCGUUGGAGUCAAGACGCCAGACUGAGAAUUUCAUCGACAUGACCUCGCAUGAGAUGAGAAAUCCUCUGAGUGCCAUUCUGCAGAGCGCUGAUUCUGUUGUGUUGACACUGGAGCAUGCCGACGCUCAUGGUUCGAAAGCAGUGACUUUGCCGCACGAUGUCGUGCACGAACUCGUCGACUAUGCACAUACCAUCAUCCUAUGCGCCCAGCAUCAGAAGCGGAUAGUCGACGACAUUCUCACCCUGUCGAAGCUCGAUGCGUCCCUACUGGAGAUAUCGCCAGACAGAGUCCAGCCGCCCGAGCUGCUGUACAAGGCUCUUACCAUGUUCGAGUCGGAGAUCAAACGAGCUGGAAUUACCGCAAAAGUCGACGUUGAGCCUACGUAUGAACUGCUGAAUGUUGACUGGGUGAUUUUGGAUCCCAGUCGUGUCUUGCAGGUGGUCAUUAACCUUCUUACUAACGCCAUCAAAUUCACUCAAGACGCUGCGACACGGGAGAUCACUGUCUGCGUUGGCGCCUCGUACGAGAAGCCGACGGGCAAGCAUCAUGGGGUCGAUUUUAUUCCCACGAAGCAUAUCAGGAGAGCGGAGAGUCCGCUUGAUGAGUGGGGCGAUGGCGAGAUACUGUACCUACAGUUUGCUGUGACUGAUACUGGCAGGGGCCUGAGCGAGGAGGAUAUGCAAGUCCUUUUUCAGCGGUUCAAGCAGGCGUCGCCGAAAACUUAUAAGCAGUAUGGUGGUAGUGGGCUUGGACUGUUCAUCUCUCGCGAACUCUGUGAGCUUCAAGGCGGCCAGAUCGGCGUCUCGAGCUGCAAUGGCAAGACGAGCUUCACCUUCUUCGUCCGAGCGAAGAAAUGGGUACCUGAUGCACCAUCCGAGAAGGCACACCGGCCUACGUUGCCUCGAUUCACAAGUACUUCUGCCAGUCCAAUGACCUUUAACCGCAGAGGCAGCGUGUUACCCAGGAGUACAAGCGCAGGGACCGACGAGCUCAGGCGGAUCCCUUCUGUCAAAGAAGAUCCACACACUACCGCAGGCGCCCCACACCCUCUGAGCCGAUCUUCUUCGAUGCAGGUAUCCCCAGCCACGGAGACGAAACUCCACGUCCUCGUCGUAGAAGACAACCUCAUCAACCAAAAAGUCAUGCGCCAACAACUCACUCGCGCCGGCUGCAUGGUGCAUGUCGCCAACCACGGCCUCGAAUGCCUCACCUUCAUCGAGAAGAGCAUUUUCUGCCGGGCUGAGACGCAUCUUUCGGUCGUUCUCCUGGAUCUGGAGAUGCCUACCAUGGACGGCAUUACCUGCAUCAAGCAUAUCAGAGAACGGCAGGGCAAUGGGGAGAUCACGAAACAUGUGCCUGUCAUUGCUGUGACGGCUAAUGCAAGAUCAGAGCAGAUUUCUAUGGCGAUUGAGGCGGGGAUGGAUCAGGUUGUUACGAAACCUUUUCGGAUUCCGGAGUUAUUGCCGCAGAUGCAUGCGUUGGUUGAGGAGGUUGGGCGGAGAUGGGAGGAUGGUUGA
Saxophila tyrrhenica is the source of this 3570-nucleotide messenger RNA. RefSeq lists its product as uncharacterized. Gene Ontology annotation, biological process: regulation of DNA-templated transcription; phosphorelay signal transduction system; phosphorylation. The record is from RefSeq and is a predicted model, not a curated record. Lineage: Eukaryota; Fungi; Ascomycota; Dothideomycetes; Mycosphaerellales; Extremaceae. The transcript has 2 exons. Bases 1 to 3570 code for a protein of 1189 amino acids. Gene Ontology annotation, molecular function: phosphorelay sensor kinase activity.